Humulus lupulus (European hop) is the source of this 2196-nucleotide messenger RNA. Its product is annotated as aldehyde oxidase GLOX-like. The record is from RefSeq and is a predicted model, not a curated record. NCBI's taxonomy places the organism in Eukaryota, Viridiplantae, Streptophyta, Magnoliopsida, Rosales, Cannabaceae. Bases 294 to 1943 code for a protein of 549 amino acids. The transcript has a single exon.
UCCCAACUGUAAAACAAAUGAGUUUCGUGCGAUAAUACAAUAUUUAUCUUAAUAAUCUGUAGAAAUGGUCAUAUUUCAAUUAGAACAAAAUAAACUUAUCCAUUACGCGUUUUAGUAAUGUGCUUAUAUAUGGUAAAACCUCUCUCUCUUUCUUUCCUUCUAUCUUUUUCCUUUCCUUUCAUUCAGACCCAAAAAGAUUUAAAUUGAGAAAGCCUUGAAAACCCAGAUCAGUAGUUCUCUCCUGACCAAAAGCCAACUCAGAGUUAGCACAGAAGAGCUAAAACUAAAGAAUAAUGAAGACAAGUCUUAUUCUUUCCUUGCUCUGCUUUCUCAUACUCGGUUUCGCCGGACCUAUGGUUCCGAUAGAAGCCGCCGCGGCAGGCCGGUGGCAGCUCUUGCAGUCCAACAUUGGCAUUACGGCCAUGCACAUGCAAUUGCUUAGCAAUGACCGAGUUAUCAUCUUUGAUCGUACUGACUUCGGCCCCUCAAACUUGUCUUUGCCAGAUGGCAAAUGUCGUUUCGAUUCAAACGACACUGCGUUAAAGGUCGACUGCACGGCUCACUCGGUUGAAUACGACGUCGCUUCCAACACCUUUCGACCGCUUAUGGUCCAGACCGACGUGUGGUGCUCGUCGGGUUCCGUGACGACGGACGGGACCCUCGUCCAGACUGGUGGUUAUAACGAUGGCGAACGAAGGGUCAGGACGAUGAAGCCGUGCUCAUCAGGCAGCUGUGAUUGGACAGAGAUUCCGUUGGAACUCGACGCACGUAGAUGGUACGCGACUAACCAUAUCCUUUCCGACGGCCAGGUGAUCAUCAUUGGUGGACGGAGACAGUUCAAUUACGAGUUCUAUCCAAAAGCGUCGUCUUCGGCUAAGAACUUGUACAGUUUACCGUUCUUAGUUCAGACAAACGACCGAGCACAAGAAAACAAUCUGUAUCCAUUUGUUUUUCUCAAUGUGGAUGGCAACCUUUUCAUCUUUGCCAAUAACAGAGCUAUACUACUGGACUACAACAAAAACCGGGUCGUAAAAUCAUACCCUCAAAUACCAGGUGGUGACCCGAGAUCUUACCCCAGUACCGGAUCCGCCGUCCUUCUGCCACUGAAGAAUCUAAAGGCGCAAUCCAUUGGAGCGGAAGUUUUGAUUUGUGGUGGAGCCCCGAGAGGUUCUUAUAUUGAAGCAAAGAAUAAUAAUUUCCUUCCAGCUUUAAAGAGCUGUGCCCGGAUCAAAAUAACCGACCCGAACCCGACCUGGGUCAUGGAGGAUAUGCCUAUUGCUAGAGUCAUGGGUGACAUGGUAUUGCUUCCAAACGGCAACGUUUUGAUCAUAAACGGCGGCUCAUCCGGGACUGCGGGGUGGGAAUUUGGCAGGGACCCCGUUCUAAGCCCGGUCGUUUACCGACCCGAUAACGCAAUCGGGUCCCGAUUUGAAAUCGAAAACCCAUCAACAAUCCUUCGCAUGUAUCACUCCACGGCGGUGCUUCUCCGAGACGGUCGAGUCCUUGUCGGCGGAAGUAACCCUCACGUGUUGUACAACUUCACCGGAGUGCUUUUCCCGACGGAGCUGAGAUUAGAGGCGUUUAGUCCUUCGUAUUUGGAUCCACAGCUUUCGAACCUGCGCCCGAAGAUUGUAUUGCCCAGCUCGCAAACAAAGCUGUCGUAUGGGCAAAAGGUUGUCGUUCGGUUUACUUUAAGAGGAGCAAUGACACAGAAUUCGUUGUCGUUGACGAUGGUGGCGCCGUCGUUUACCACACACUCCUUCUCAAUGAACCAAAGACUUUUGGUAUUGUCGGCGGAGAAAGUUACAAAUUUGGGGAAAUCGACGUAUCAGAUUGAAGCCACCACACCCGGUUCGGGUAUACUUGCACCGUCCGGUUAUUAUCUAUUGCAUGUGGUCCAUCAAGAAAUUCCAAGCGAGGGCAUUUGGGUCCAGAUAAAAUGAGAGAAGUGAAAAUGUAUUGCAUAUAGUGAUGAGUGGUAUAGAGUUAUUACUUUUUUUUUACUCUUGUUCACUAAAAGAGCAAAGAAAAAAGAAAGAAAUUAUAUUUAUUGAUUUGAAAUAAAUGAUAGACAGAUAAUUGAAGAAGUGUGUUGCAGUAGUGUGAGGUGGGGUUUAUAAAAGAUUAUUAUUGUAAUCCUACUAUCACUUUGAUGGAAAAUUACUCUCUAAUGAUUAAAAAGAUUAUUUACAUAAA